Molecule: messenger RNA, 1575 nt
Organism: Beauveria bassiana ARSEF 2860
Lineage: Eukaryota; Fungi; Ascomycota; Sordariomycetes; Hypocreales; Cordycipitaceae
Exons: 1
Coding region: 1-1575 (524 amino acids)
Source: RefSeq, a predicted model, not a curated record
AUGCCGUCUACACAUUCGUCCUCAACAACUGAUGGAGCCCAAGAGCCCCCGGAGCUGCCAGACUCUCACAACUCUUCACGUCAGCCGUCGUACCACGAAACUGAUGUAUCUACCUUGAGUUACAUGUGGCCACAAUCGCAUCUACCCCUCGCGUUUGCCUCGCAGGGUCUGCAGUCACUUGAAAGCAUACAAAGUACCUUGAGUGCUUCCAUGCCCUAUUUCGAGCCUUAUCCUCGUCCUGCUUUUCCUGCGGAUCUUGUCGACCCUUUUGCCAUGUGCCAACAGGCCGGCUCUUGGAGCAACUACCCCUCAGACACUGCAAGUGUAGAGCAGUGUUACGACCUUCAUGCACCCAUACAACGCACGGAUUCAACUGUGAGUGUCGAGGCUGCAAAAAGGAAUUCUCGCGCGCCAGGUCCUGUUGAUUGCCGUUCCAAGACCCCUUGGAAAGGGGACCUGGAUCGUGCCUCCCGCGGCCGCUCCAUUGUUGGCACCGUGGCUCCCCCCACUGAUGCAGGUGUGAAGAAACUGCGCAAACAACUGCAUGGAAGCUCAUCCAGGAGGAGUUCCGUCGCAUUAGCCUCGUCGGCUGCAACUGCUCUGUCUCCUCCAGAUGUCAACGGACGCAGGCACUCGGCCCCCAAAGAGGAAGUCAUGUCCAACGAUGAAGUGUUGAGCUCUGAAGAUGAAGAUAGCCGGCACAGGCCAAAGAGUGCGGGAAAUGAGCCUACUUUUGCUUGCCCUUUUUACCGGAGAUGGCCGACGCGUCAUAUCGAAUGCAUGAGUCGAAAGCUCACGCGUAUCCAAGACGUCAAGCAACAUAUUUACCGACGUCAUUCAAAACCACCAUUUUACUGCCCGACUUGUGCUCAGACGUUUGCAUCGCCGGACCCACGGGACAAUCACAUACGUCAAAAGUUAUGCACGCCAGCAACGGCAUCGUCGGAGCGCAGCAGUGACGGAAUAUCGGCCGAGGUCCAUGAUUCCCUCAAGAACCGCUUCCAUCGGAGACUAAGCCCUGUUGAGCAAUGGUACGGCAUAUGGGACCUCAUAUUCCAGAGAGAAGCACGACCGGAAAAUGUCCAUGUCGGCAGCAUGGUUACAGAGAUGCUCGGCAUGCUCAAAGACUUUUGGAAGAAUGAAGGCCAUCACAUUAUCCCAACUAUUGUCAAACCUGGAACGACUCAGCUCCUUGCUGAUGCAGACCUUCAUUUGUGGAUGACGAAUAUGCUGGACAAGGUUAAAGAUCACAUUGAAGGCGAAAUCGGCAUGGCAAAAGGGACAGCCACGGACGGCGGCACAUGGAGCCAGGCUGACCAAACAAUGGAUAAUUCACCAGUGGACGGCGAAUUCGGUGCGCCUGCGGAAGAUGAAGAAGUCAGUUAUGAGCAAAGUUCGCCCGUCUGGGACGCCACCUACUGUUCUCCUAUUGGCUCGCCUCCCCUCGCAAUGGACGGGCAAGUCGUUGAAUCGUCGGCGGACCUUGGUAGCUCAGGAACGCUAGUUGGAAAACGUAAUCAGCAGUCGUGGCUGCCCCAUUCUAUGGCGAAUGCUUCCGUGAACAGGUUUCAAUGA